AUGACCAAAUUGUGUCCAGCACUUCUUCAAUUAGCAGAUGUGACAUUAGAUGUGAAUAUGCCAGUUUGUUUGCAGAAUGAAUGUGUUAUUAUACAAGAGGCGUCCGGUGCACUAUCUUCAGAAAAUGACGCUACAACAGCUUAUAUUCUCUAUCAAGAAUUUAAAAUUAAUUUAAAUAAUGGCAACACAGGAUUUUUUCGGACUGAAUUUGAAGAUUCUGGUGGUGAUGGGUAA
This is a messenger RNA of Didymodactylos carnosus, 234 nucleotides long. The record is from the annotation of a GenBank genome assembly. NCBI's taxonomy places the organism in Eukaryota, Metazoa, Rotifera, Eurotatoria, Philodinida, Philodinidae.